CUGGGCCGCGCAGCGUGUGACGCCGCGGCGGCCGCGGAGCUGGGAUUAAUGGGAAAAGUUUUGGCAGGAGCCGGAGGGUGCUGCGGAGCCUGCGGGACGGCGGAGGUGGCGCGGGAGGUGGCCAGGACAGUGUUGCGUGGUGUUUUGGGCAUGCACGUGGUACUCACGCAGUGGCUUCUGCUCACCAACAGAUGAGGACAGAUGCACCAAAGAGGUCAUUUCUGGAUGACCCAGCUCUCCUCCGCCUUGAACCUUCCCUGAGGCCUCCAGCAGAGCCCAUUUCCUCCUCCUCAGCGUUCAGCCACCCUCCUCCCCUUCUCCCAUUUGUGUACAGCCUUCCCUGUGGUAGUUGCAGGUACUGGUCUUAUCUUCCUCCCUUUCUGGAGUGUAAACAAUUUAAAGGCUGAUGGGAACUGCCCUGUAGAGGUCCAUCUGCGUUCAGACCUAGAUGAUGCCAGAGCUAUGACCGGGCCUGCAGGCGUGGCGCCGAGGGGAAAUCAGCCAUGGAGCAGCCACCGGAGGAAGCCCCUGAGGUCCGGGAAGAAGAGGAGAAAGAGGAAGUGGCAGAAGCAGAAAGAGCCCCAGAGCUCAAUGGGGGACCAGAGCACUCAUUUCCUUCUAGCAGCUAUGCAGACCUCUCCCGGAGCUCCUCGCCACCCUCACUGCUGGACCAGCUGCAAAUGGGCUGUGACGGGGCGUCAUGUGGCAGCCUCAACAUGGAGUGCCGCGUGUGCGGGGACAAGGCAUCAGGCUUCCACUACGGUGUUCACGCGUGCGAGGGGUGCAAGGGCUUCUUCCGUCGGACGAUCCGCAUGAAGCUAGAGUAUGAGAAGUGCGAGCGGAGCUGCAAGAUCCAGAAGAAGAACCGCAACAAGUGCCAGUACUGCCGCUUCCAGAAAUGCCUGGCGCUGGGCAUGUCGCAUAAUGCCAUCCGCUUUGGCCGGAUGCCAGAGGCUGAGAAGAGGAAGCUGGUGGCGGGGCUGACAGCAAGUGAGGGGAGUCAGCACAACCCCCAGGUGGCUGACCUGAAGGCCUUCUCCAAGCACAUCUACAAUGCCUACCUGAAAAACUUCAAUAUGACCAAAAAGAAGGCCCGCGGCAUCCUCACCGGCAAGGCCAGCCACUCAGCGCCCUUUGUGAUCCACGACAUCGAGACAUUGUGGCAGGCAGAGAAAGGCCUGGUGUGGAAGCAGCUGGUGAAUGGCCUGCCACCCUACAAGGAGAUCAGCGUGCAUGUCUUCUACCGCUGCCAGUGCACCACAGUAGAGACUGUGCGUGAGCUCACCGAGUUCGCCAAGAGCAUCCCCAGCUUCAGCAACCUCUUCCUCAACGACCAGGUGACCCUUCUCAAGUAUGGUGUGCAUGAGGCCAUCUUCGCCAUGCUGGCUUCCAUCAUCAACAAGGAUGGGCUGCUGGUGGCCAAUGGCACUGGUUUUGUCACCCGUGAGUUCCUGCGCAGCCUCCGAAAGCCCUUCAGUGACAUCAUUGAGCCCAAGUUCGAGUUUGCUGUCAAGUUCAACGCCCUGGAACUUGAUGACAGUGACCUGGCCCUCUUCAUUGCGGCCAUCAUUCUGUGCGGAGACCGGCCAGGCCUCAUGAACGUGCCACAGGUGGAGGCCAUCCAGGACACCAUCCUGCGUGCCCUUGAGUUCCACCUGCAGGCCAACCACCCCGACGCCCAGUACCUCUUCCCCAAGCUGCUGCAGAAGAUGGCUGACCUGCGGCAGCUGGUCACCGAGCACGCUCAGAUGAUGCAGCGGAUCAAGAAGACCGAGACGGAGACCUCACUGCAUCCCCUGCUCCAGGAGAUCUACAAGGACAUGUACUGAGGGAUGCGCCCAGGGCCUCCCAGCGGGCCUCCAGGAGACUGAGACUCAGGAGCAGGCGGACAGAGCUGGCACAGGCGCCACCCACGGGAUUUUCCUUUGACCAGCCCCUGAGCACUCCGCAUGGCCCCCAAGCAGUGGGAUCACACACACCCGUGCGCUCAGACACACGGCCUCUCGCUCCCUGUGUUCCCUUCCUUUGUCUCCCUCUUUCUUAGUUCCUCUUUCUUCUCUAAUCUCUUUGCUCUUUCUCUUCCUUUCUCUCUGUAGGUUUCUUUUCCCUCUGCCCUCCUCCCUUUCUCUCUCCAUCCCCAUAUCUGUCCCUCUUUCUCUUUCUGUGAGACAGUUUGUAUUAUUUCACCAGCAGCAUAGAACAGGACCUCUGCUUUUGCCCCCUGUCCCCCAGAGCAGGAGGAAGUGGGGCCUGCCCUCUGCACUAACAGUCACCUGCAAGGGUAGGGGCCUCACCUCUGCCCCUGUCUUCAUAUCAAAAGACUCGAGCCAUCCAAAGAAACACUAAGCUCUCUGGGCCCGGCUUCCUGGGGAAGCCGAGCAGGGCCUGGGCUGACUGCAGCAGCAGCCCCUAGUCCCUGGGUCCCUGCCCCGAGGGCCAGGACGCCUUCCCUAGACUGUCAUGCCCUCUUGAGGCUGAGGCUGGCACCCCCGACCCAGCCGACGCCACUCCAGCAGCACACCCCAGCCCCACUGAUACCCAGCGCUCUUUCUGUUCUUUUCAUGGGUCUUCCAGGCCAGUGUUGCUGAUGGCCCCCUGCGCUGGCCGCUGGGGGACACCCCGCCGCCUGGAAGGAGGUGGGGUUCCCUCCAGGUGGCGGCCUCCAUGCCCCCAUUAAAGAUGAGUGAGUCUCAAGGGAGGCGGAGGUUGGUAGGGAAGGCAGCCAGCAGUACACCUAAUUCUGACCCCAGGCUUUGGGGUCAGCCCCCAUCAUACUCUCCUACCACUCUGCAGCAGCCACCAAGUCCUGCCUACAUUGUGUCAGCACCACAGCUCCCAUCUCUCCACUCAGUGCCAGGGCCUGGCCUCAAACGUGAUGCUCCUUUCUCCAGCCAGGCGGCGCUGGCACUGGCUCCAGCCCAGCUGACGCUCACACCCCACACACACGCCCAUGCACACUCCAUGUAGCUGCCUCUCCAGCACACACCACAGGCACUUUACCUGCAGGCCCCC
Messenger RNA from Ceratotherium simum simum (southern white rhinoceros), 3012 nucleotides. The record is from RefSeq and is a predicted model, not a curated record. Lineage: Eukaryota; Metazoa; Chordata; Mammalia; Perissodactyla; Rhinocerotidae.